UUGAGUAAUUUCGGUUGAAGUUCAUCAGGGCAGCCUCGAAGGGAGAUGAAAAACGAAACAAGGAGUCGUGGAAGCUGAGUCUAUGCGCUGCGUGGAACAAAGAUGACACGCCAAUGUCCGAUAUGCUCUGCCUUUCACCGCAACAAUAACAAUACCACCUUCUCUUUCAUGGAGGAUGUUCUUCAUCUUCAUCUUCAUCAAUCCUCUUCUUCUUAGUCUCCUCUUGGUUGAUUUCCAACAUCUCCCUCCUUCCCUCCUCAAUUCACAGGUUUUUCUUCCAUUUCCUGUUGAUGGCCGACGUUGCUAAGGUGUUGUAUGUUGUGAUUCUUGAUUAUGAAGAACAAUUAAAGAAGGAGAAGGAGUCUUUUCGCUAUACUCGUCCUGUUUUGCAAAGCACUCUCCAGCUUAUGGGAUGUAAGGCACGACACGCUUUCAAGAUAAGCCAAAGGGCUUUUGAAUUGUUGCGGAAACGUCACGACUUGCUUCCUGAAGGGUUGGGAACAAAAUCAUCUGAAAAAGAAUGCAUCAAAAGUUGGGAUGUACGCUUUGCUGAACCGGAGGUUUGGAAUCAUUUAAAUUCCUCCAAAGAUGGUGGUAAUAAAAACAUUCCGUUUGAAAUGUAUAAAAGGCGCACGACUCUCUCUGUAAAAAGAGCAACCUUCUUAGAUGUUGUAUGCAAAGCCCUGGCGGAGUACAAGUACGUGAGUCCCAACCAGAGGGCUGACUUGAUUUUAGCGUGCAGAAUCCGAGAAAGGAAGGAAUCUGUGACUGUACUAUUAUGUGGUACUAGUGGCUGUGGCAAAUCUACUUUGUCUGCACUGCUGGGUAGCAGGUUAGGAAUUACAACAGUAAUAUCAACUGACUCAAUUCGGCAUAUGAUGAGGAGUUUUGCAGAUGAGAAACAAAAUCCUCUGCUUUGGGCUUCAACUUAUCAUGCUGGGGAGUGUUUGGAUCCAGUAGCUGUUGCUGAAGCUAAGUUGAAAAAAAAAGCAAAAAAGUUAGCAGGCAAUCCUCAUUCACAUUUAAAGGAUGAAGUACCGGAGAGUUCUUCCAUUGGAAAAUUUGAUGGCCAACCAUCAGAUCGUUCCACUGAGCUCCUCAGUGAAAAGCAGAUGGCUGUUGAAGGAUACAAGGCACAGAGUGAGAUGGUGAUUGACAGUCUCGAUAGGCUGAUUACUGCAUGGGAAGAGCGGAAAGAAUCAGUGGUUGUUGAGGGUGUUCACUUAAGCCUAAAUUUUGUGAUGGGGCUUAUGAAGAAACAUCCAUCAAUUGUACCAUUCAUGAUUUACAUCACCAAUGAAGACAAGCACUUGGAAAGAUUUGCAGUGAGAGCAAAAUACAUGACACUUGACCCAGCUAAGAACAAAUAUGUGAAGUAUAUACGAAAUAUUAGGACAAUACAAGAAUAUUUAUGCAAGAGGGCUGAUAAGCAUCUUAUCCCUAAAAUUAACAAUACCAAUGUUGAUAAGAGUGUAGCUGCCAUCCAUGCGACAGUAUUUAGCUGCCUUCGCAGGCGCGAAGUAGGUGAACAGCUAUAUGAUCCUGUACGAAAUACUGUUCCUGUUAUUGAUGAGGAAUACAGGAAUCAGUGUGCGGCUAACUCUUUGAGCUCUAAGUGCAUGUUUCAACUCAUCCAGAGGAAAGGUUCCUCUAGGAAUCUGAUGGCUUUGGUUAAUACUGAUGGAUCUGUGGCAAAAGCAUGGCCUGUCGAUCCAAUUGAUUAUACAAGUGGGAGGCCUUUAUUAGGCCCGAGGGCUGAGAAUGGAUUGGGGAUUCCAAUGUAUGGUCCAUUGCAGAUUGAUAAAGCUGAACCUGUUAAUCUGCAAUUUGGAUUUUACGGCAUCAGUGCUUGGCCUACUGAUGGUGGGACUAGCCGUGCAGGGAGUGUUGAUGAAUCCAAGGCAGAUGGUACUGAUACUAGCAAAUACCUUUCUUCUUGCUGCAGCUCUCCAAGGUUUUCCGAUGGACCUUCCAAGGAGCUCAAGGAAGAUAUCUCAGUCCAUGGUAGUGAUGAAGAGGUUGAUGAUCCUCAAGAGCUUGGAAGCGAUGAAGACUUGAGUGAAGAUGGUGACAAACAGAUUCACGAAGAGGUAGGCUCAGUUGAUGAAGAGUCAACAAAAUCAGAUGAAGAAUAUGAUGAUCUAGCAAUGCUCGACGUGCAUCAUGGUUACUGGUCUGAAGAUGACCUAGAGUAUAUGGAAAAGGUUGGUUCAGUUUAUAAGGGUGGUCAAACGAGUGCUAGAGCAAUCGAUAGGUAUCGCCAGAACGUAGACCUCUUCUUACGCUCUAAAAGUGAGUCAUCCAAGUCGCUCUGCUCUUAUACAUCUCUUCUGAAGGAAAAAGAACGAAAUAUACGAACUUCUGGUUCUAUGAAAAUGAAGAAACGUUCCCUUAGUAUUCCAGCUAUGAGAAAGCAUAGUUCAGCUGUUGACGGUCCUAUUCUAUCUGGAGCUUCUCAGGGGUAGCUCAAGAAUUUUGCAUAGUUUUAGAUUUUUUCUUUCUUGAUCUCUUGAUGGUCUCUUUUACUGGAAUUAGCUUCAGACUACACUCCCCCCUCCCGGUUAAAAAAAUUGUAUGUACAGAGUGGUGUUCGGUUGUGUUGCAGCGGUCUGUAUUAUAUAAAUACAAAUAUCCCACUAACUUGUAGAUUACAAAUCAAUGUAGAGGGCAAUUGAUUGUUCUCGUCUUUUAAA
This is a messenger RNA of Cucumis melo (muskmelon), 2693 nucleotides long. RefSeq names its product P-loop NTPase domain-containing protein LPA1 homolog 1-like. Lineage: Eukaryota; Viridiplantae; Streptophyta; Magnoliopsida; Cucurbitales; Cucurbitaceae. The coding region runs from base 291 to 2465 and encodes 724 amino acids. The transcript has 8 exons. The record is from RefSeq and is a predicted model, not a curated record.